AUGUCCACCAAGCGCAUCACAAAGGAAUUCGCCGAGAUAUCAACCUCCCCCCCCGCCGGCUUCUCCGUCUCCCUCCCCGAGUCCUCCCAGUCCAUCUACACCUGGCACGUCGUCCUCGCCCCGCCCGACGCCUCCUCGCCCUACCACCCGGGCCGCUUCGCCAUCCUCCUGACCUUGCCCACCGACUACCCCUUCAAGCCGCCCGCCGUGCGCUUCCUCACCCGCCUCUACCACCCCAACGUCACAAACGACUCCCUCGGCAACGUCUGCCUCGCCCUCCUCAAGCCCGACCAGUGGAAGCCCUCGACCAAGAUUGUCGCCGUCCUCGACGCCCUGCGCAGCCUGCUCGACCACCCCCAGCCCGACGACCCGCUCGAGGACCGUAUCGCCGACGAGUUCCGCAACGACAGGUCGACCUGGGAGAAGAAUGUCCGCCAGCACGUCCAGCGCUAUGCUACCGCCGAGCCCACCUUUCCCGCCUCCUAG
Molecule: messenger RNA, 486 nt
Organism: Hirsutella rhossiliensis
Lineage: Eukaryota; Fungi; Ascomycota; Sordariomycetes; Hypocreales; Ophiocordycipitaceae
Product: ubiquitin-conjugating enzyme domain-containing protein
Exons: 2
Coding region: 1-486 (161 amino acids)
Source: RefSeq, a predicted model, not a curated record